This is a messenger RNA of Rana temporaria (common frog), 6448 nucleotides long. It is a transcript of the gene MYO16, whose product is annotated as myosin XVI. The record is from RefSeq and is a predicted model, not a curated record. The coding region runs from base 456 to 6086 and encodes 1876 amino acids. The transcript is spliced from 35 exons. Gene Ontology annotation, molecular function: ATP binding; cytoskeletal motor activity; protein phosphatase binding. Gene Ontology annotation, cellular component: myosin complex; nucleoplasm; perinuclear region of cytoplasm. Lineage: Eukaryota; Metazoa; Chordata; Amphibia; Anura; Ranidae. Gene Ontology annotation, biological process: phosphatidylinositol 3-kinase/protein kinase B signal transduction; neuron projection morphogenesis; negative regulation of G1/S transition of mitotic cell cycle.
UCUGCAACUUCAUACAAUUAAGCCAGCAAUCUUUGCUGCUAUCCGAACACUAUAGAAAGCUAUUAACAGACAAGAUUGUGAGAGCCGCAGUGCUGCAGAAGCAGAAGCAGCAUCACACCUCUAAUCUGAAGGAAUGAGCCUGCACACCAGUCAUAUCCCUCUCUUCCCAAUGAUGUGGGAUUAAUAGGAACACAUAGCACAUAUACUACGCUGGCACGUGCAGUGGCUAUGCUUCAAGACACACGUACGGGUCUAUGGUAACUUCAGCAGACAGGUGAAAAUGAAUAGAAAGCCUCCUCAGUACCUUGGAAUAUAAGCUGUAUUGAAUAAAUAAUGCAUUGAGGGGUGAAUCGGAUACCUGAUGGAGGAGUCUAAAUAAUGCACAUCUAUACACAAGAGUUUUAGCAGCGAAGAAUGCAGACAACUGGACCUAGGCUAUCGGGCAAGAUUGAAGAAUGUCUCACUAUCAUUUUAUUAAAUGCUGUUGUUUCCAGCUUUGUAAUGUUUUUCGAUCACAUGACAUGGAAAUUGACCAGUGCUUGCUGGAGUCUCUUCCUUUGGGCCAGCGUCAGCGUCUGGUGAGACGUAUGCGCUGCGACCAAAUCAAGGCUUACUAUGAAAGAGAAAAGGCUCUGCAAAAACAAGAUGCAUACAGGAGAAAAAGUAAGCAAAGAAAAAACUACAAAGUUAAUUUCCAAUUUUCUGACAAGAUACAAGAUGCAAUAAUCCACCAUGAUGAUAAAGAAGUGUUACAGUUACUUAAAGAUGGAGCUGAUCCGCAUACUUCAACUGCAUCUGGGGGAUGUCUGCUUCAUUUGUGUGCACGGUAUGAUAAUGCCUUUGCAGCAGAAAUCCUUAUUGACCGAGGAGUUAAUGUAAAUCACCAGGAUGAGGAUUUCUGGACUCCCAUGCAUGUUGCUUGUGCGUGUGACAACCCUGAUAUUGUUCUUCUACUUCUUUUUUCUGGAGCAAAUGUACUUUUGCAAGAUGUGAAUGGCAACAUUGCACUUGACUAUGCCACAGAGGGAACAGAGUCCAAUUCUAUACUUCUGACAUACUUAGAAGAAAAUGGUGUUGAUCUGACCUCAUUGCGACAGAUAAGGACCCAGAGAGCAACAGUGAUGUUAUCUGAUGUGAAGCAGCUGCUGGCUGCUGGGGGAAGCGUUAAUGAGAAAAAUGAUGAUGGCGUGACUCUUCUUCACAUAGCCUGUGCUGGUGGCUAUAAAGAUGUUGCUUGCCAGCUAUUAGAGCACAAUGCUGAUCCAGAUGCUCAGGAUAACCAGUACUGGACUCCUCUUCAUUUGGCUGCAAAAUAUGGACAGACAAGCCUAGUAAAAAUUCUUUUGGUCCAUCAAGCAAAUCCAAAUAUUAUCAACUGUAAUGGGGGUAAACCUUCAGACAUUGCUGCAACAGAAUUAAUACAAGACAUGUUAUUCAAAGCUGAAGAUAUCUCAGAAGAAAGAAAAAAAGACCCUUCUUUUUCCUCUAUUCCUCUAUAUCAAGAAGAUCAGUAUGAAGAAAUCCUACAGGAUCUUCCGCUGGCUACCAAUAAACUACGUCCAUUGGCAAUACCAAUUUCUAAGCAAGAUAGUUUGCUGGAAAAAGACACAAUGUUCAAAGAUUCAACAAAGACAUUAAGCAAGCAUUAUUCGCAAGACAAUGCUUCUGAAAGAAUCAAUAUGACCAGUUCUGCUAAACUGGAACAGAUCAAAUUAAUGCCAGCAGCUCCAAAUGAUGACUUAGCAACUCUCAGUGAACUCACGGAUAGCAGCCUGUUGUAUGAGAUACAGAAACGGUUCAAAAACAACCAAAUUUAUACCUAUAUUGGAAAUAUUCUGCUGCUUGUUAACCCAUACAAAGAUCUUCCCAUCUACUCAUCCUUGGUUACACAGUUGUAUCAUAACAGCUCUGGCCGCUUAUGUUCUUCUCUUCCUCCUCACAUAUUUGCCUGUUCGGAGAGAGCUUACCAUAUGGUUUUCCAAGAGAAGAGACCGCAGUGCUUUAUCUUAAGUGGUGAAAGUGGUUCUGGGAAGACAGAAGCCUACAAGCAUAUUAUUAAACAUCUGGCCCUCAGGUGUAAGUCCCGCAAAUACUCCUUUAAUUCAAAGAUCAAACACGUAAACACAAUCCUAGAGGCAUUUGGGCAUGCCAAAACAACGCUUAAUAAUUCCUCUAGUCGUUUCAUAAAAUUUCUUGAGCUACAGUUUUGUGAAAGGACAUCAACUUUAUGGGGAGCCAGACUGUACACAUAUAUGCUGGAAAAGACCCGUCUCAUCGAUCAAGCUCAAGGCCAAAGCAACUUCUUAAUAUUUUACCUAAUGAUGGAUGGCCUGUCUGCUGAAGAGAAAUAUAACCUGUAUCUCAGGAGCACAUCAGCACACAGGUAUCUGAAUCAGACUAAGCCGGAGGAACUGCACAGCACAGAAAACAGAGAGAAGUUUGCCAACUUCAAACAAGCGCUGAAUGCUCUGGGGUUUAAUAGUCUUGAAGUGGAGAAUAUAUUCAUGAUUCUGUCAGCUAUUCUGCACAUUGGGGAUAUCCGAUUUACAGCCCUAACGGAUGCAGAAACAGCCUUUGUGUCUGACCUGCAGCUUCUAGAACAAGUGGCAGGAAUGCUGCAGAUAUUGCCAGAUGAGUUAUCUACUGCCUUAACGACAGAUGUGCAAUACUUUAAAGGAGAUAUGAUUACACGUAGACAUUCUAUGGAAACUGCAGAAUUCUAUCGGGACCUACUUUCAAAAUCAUUGUAUUGUCGUCUGUUUAGCUAUUUAGUAAAUAAUGCCAAUUUAUACCUCCAAAAUCAAAGUGAUCAAAGCAGCUAUCCACCCCUCACAAUUGGAAUUUUGGACAUGUUUGGUUUUGAAGAAUUUCAAAAAAAUUCAUUUGAACAACUGUGCAUUAAUCUGGCCAACGAAAAAAUCCACCAGUAUAUGAAUGAACUGCUUUUCCUGCAAGAACAAACUGAAUGUGCACAAGAGGGAGUUUCCAUGGAAACCAUGUAUUGUCCUGGAAACCACACAACAGUUCUGGAUUUUUUCUUCCAGAAGCCAUUAGGUUUUCUGUCUGUUCUAGAUGAGGAAAGCCAGUCCAUUCAUUCCAUGGAACAAAGCCUCUCGAAGCGACUGCAGUCACUCUUGGAGACAUCAAAUUCAAAUACAGUGUACACAUCAGCAAAGGACGGCAAUGGCAAUGUCACAUCUAAGGAUCAAGGUCCCGUCUUCACAAUUAUGCAUUAUGCAGGAAGGGUAACUUAUGAUAUUUUUGGAGCAAUUGAGAAAAACAAAGAUGUACUAUCUCAGAAUCUUCUUUUUGUCAUGAAAACCAGUGAAAAUGUGAUAGUCAACCAGAUAUUUCAGUCAAAGCUGACUCAAACAGGAUCACUUAUACCCCCGUAUCCACCUUUGAAGCUCAGAGGACCCAAAGCAGCCUUACUUUUUAAAAAAACACUAACCACAUCAAAUGGAGAGACCAAAAAGAUCCUGGAACUUAGUAAGUUGUUGAAAAAAAAAGGAUCAUACUCAUUUCUUCAAAAGUUGGACCGUGGAGGCCCCACUACUGUGACUAUACAACUCAGGAAAUCUCUCACAGAACUGAUCGGGAAGAUACAAGGCAGCACGCUACAUCUUAUGCAUUGUAUUAAGCCUAAUAGUUCUAAACUGGCAGAAACCUUUGACAAUUUUUAUGUGUCAGCUCAACUACAAUAUAUUGGAGUGUUGGAAAUGGUGAAAAUUAUACGUCAUGGUUAUCCAGUACGUUUGGCUUUCCCUGACUUCCUGUCAAGGUAUAAGCACUUAACAGAAAUAUUAACAAGAGAGAAACACAAAGCAUCACCAGAAGAGAAAUGUCGCCAUGUUCUUGAGCAAUGCAAACAGCAGGGAUGGCAGAUUGGAACUCGCAAAGUGUUUAUGAAAUAUUGGCAAGCUGAUCAACUUAAUGACAUGUGUGUUCAGCUGCAGAGAAAAAUUAUACUAUGUCAGAAAGUUAUAAGGAUGUUUUUAGCUCGUCAUCAGCUGCGGCAUAGAAUGAAUAUUAAACAAAAUGAAGUUACUUGCAUAGAAGACUUCCUUCUGUCUGUAGAGCAGACGGGGCAACAAACCUACAAUUCACUGGUUAUCCAAAAUGCAGCUGACAUUUUUCGAGAAAAAGACAGACUUUGCUCUGAUUCAGAGGUGGCUAGCAACACAACAGUACCGGAUUUGGAUAAGGAAGACAAUCCUAACAGAAAUGAAGACAUGGGUAAAAGGAUGUUGAAAAGCACCUUUGGAGGAUACCGUUCUACACCUAACUUGUUUCAUUCAGAUUCCAUUACAAUUCCACUAAGUGUGGGUAGCUUGGCACAGUCUGCACCUGGAACAUCUGGCAGAUCCAUGUCUCUGCACACAGUUUUAAGUUUAGAUGACAGUGGUAAUCUACAGUCACCUCGAAAACAACCUCCUCCGAAACCAAAGAGAAACCCUACUACAAGAUUAAGUGCUUCUUAUGAAGCUGUUAGCGCGUGUCUUAUUGCUGCAGCUAAGGAUCUUGAUAAUGAUGCUCUCUAUCGGCCAAGACCGCAUAGUGAUGAUUACAGCACCAUGAAAAAAAUUCCACCGCCAAAACCAAAGAGAAGUCCCAAUACAAAGCUGAGUGGCUCCUAUGAGGAAAUAUCUGUCCAUAGAUUUGGUGAAGUGAAAUCAUUAAGUGUGCUAGUGAGAAAAUGCAGUCGGGAUAUGGGAACCAUGCAAAGAGCUGCCUCUGCAGAUGGACCACAUCCAGGGAUGUUAUCUGUAUAUAUGUCACAGGAUGAAGAUGAUAAUGAACCUGUGUAUAUUGAAAUGGUUGGUAAUGCUAAGAAGAGUUGCCCACCCGAAGCCUGCAGUCCAGAACAAGGAGAAGCUGUAUAUGAGGAGAUGAAAUAUUUCAAUCCUGAUCAGAUAAAUAGAAACACUGUGCAGACCAGUCUCUCACAAACUUUUUUGUCAAAUAUGAACUUAGUUGAUGGCUGUGCCAUAAGUAAAAAAGUGGAUGGCCAGUGCAGGGAAACAUAUGACAUACCAGCUCCAUUUCCAAACCUCCUUGCUCAUCGACCUCCUCUACUGGUAUUUCCUCCUGCCCCAGUUACUUGUUCUCCUGCAUCUGAUGAGUCCCCCUUGACUCCAUUAGAAGUAAUAAAACUUCCUGUACUUGAAACAAACAUAAACUUUUCUAUACAGUCGGAAUGUCCAAGUCCAAUAUCUCCUCAAUGUGCAAAAUAUCAAAAAGGGGACAGUGAAAGACCAUCAUCACCAGCACAGAGUGCACUUUGUGUUACAAGCAAGAUGUCCCCACCUUCUACGCCUCCACAGCAACCAACCUCAGCUCCUUACAGUUCGACUACACACUUUACUUUUCCUACUGAGACCCCAUAUGCCUUGUUAGUUAAUUCUGCAAAGAGGUCUCUUCAUACAGAUACUCUAAAAACACUUUGUAGACCUAGUCCUUCUGUAACUGAUACUUCUUCUAGCACAGUGACCAAAUUGCCCUUUUCUUCACCAGUAAAAAUUCCAAGGACUAUUCAAACUAAAUCUCCUUCUGUGUUUCCAGCCAGUGUAACCAACAUUAGCAAUGUGACAAGUCCUCUGGAUGAGUUAACAACCCUCUUUAACUCAGGGAGGAGUUUACUGAGAAAAUCUGCAGCUGGCAGGAAAAUUCGUGAGCUGGAAGGUGUUGAGCGGAAUCUGAAUACAAGCACUGGGGAAGAUACUGCAAUGCCAGAUACUCAAGAUACAAAUGCAAAUAAUCAAGAUAACCAGCCAUUAAGCACUUUAUCUAUAUGUGAACCAUGUGAGAAUGGAAACUCUGUUUCUAGUGGUCUAGAAGAAGAUUUGAACUGUAAAUAUCGUAGCAGCACAACAAAUGCUUCAGUACCAAGGAACAAAGAAAACUACAGUAGCCAGGUUAUUCAUCAGUUAAGGUUGUCUGAGAAUGAGAGUGCUGCAUUACAAGAGCUAAUGGAUUGGAGACGAAAGCUUUGUGAAGAUUCGGAAGAGAGGCAGAAAGACUUGACAAAGACUGAACAGACAAAUGCUGCUUCUACUCAAAUCCUCUUAGUGGAAUUUGUACUCUAGUAAAGAUUAAGAGCUACCACCUCCAAUGAUAAAGAAACUUUUUUAUCUGUCAGGGCUUUGUCUAUGUGAAUAUCCAUGCUCCAACAAAGACUGUUCACUUUAUUAUUAUAAAACAUGUUUUUAAAUCUGUGUAACAAUCUUUGAAAAUGGAAAGCAUGAAUUAGUUCAAUGCCUUGGUGUUUAAUCUGGUGUGUUAAUCUAUAUGGUUGAUAUACUCAAUGUGCAUUGUGUUUCAGAUAUAAUCUAAAGUGAGAGCUCCCAGCAAAAAAUCUGUAAAAGGGACAAUAUAUGGAAUAGUUCUCAGAUGUUAGGGUGAAUGUCUUCAAUGAUUGUUUUUUAUAUCAUUAAAAUUUUGAAUCCUG